Messenger RNA from Penicillium concentricum, 696 nucleotides. RefSeq lists its product as uncharacterized. The coding region runs from base 1 to 696 and encodes 231 amino acids. The record is from RefSeq and is a predicted model, not a curated record. The transcript has 2 exons. NCBI's taxonomy places the organism in Eukaryota, Fungi, Ascomycota, Eurotiomycetes, Eurotiales, Aspergillaceae.
AUGAUCUGCCUGAGCCUACAGAGAGUUUGUUGUGUGGUUUUAAACUGCAUUUCCCGCCUCUUCCCCUCCCCAAACAGCUCGUGCGAGACAAUGCUAUUCGGGGGCCCAGACCCAAAUCGAAGUAGUAUGCAUGAACCUGUGAAAGCCGCCAUGCCUAUGGUGUCGGAAGAACAGCCGUUCUGUUCUCCCCCUUCAGACUUUAGUCUUUCGGCCAAAAACUCAGUACCGAUCCGUUUACAUACCGUACGAAUUUGGUUUCAUCCCAAUGGACUCACACCUAUGGAAGACUUCAAAAAAAGGGGUCUCAAUGAUGUGGUUUUUGAUGCCAUUGCUCUUCAAGAGCUUGGCGAGCAGCAUCAAGCCCAGGAUGACCAUGGCAGCACGAAUGAAUCAUUCCUAGUGGACCUUGCGGUGCUCGAGGCUGGUAUAAUAAGGGUUCGAAGGGAAUAUGGGAUUAUAAAAUUCGUUCCCUUGAGCAGCGAUGACCCGAUUGUCUUGCAACAAUCGGUAACGGACCCUAACUCGAAGAAAUCUCUCUGUUACCAGCGCAUACACUCAAAAUACCAGCAGGAGUAUGAAAGAAGGCGAGACUUGGCAGAAUGUUUGGGAUACGAGAUACACAGGUCUUUGAAGGACUGGUAUGAUGACUGUCUCCGAGACAUUACGAGGCGCCUAGAACAACUCGGAUACAUUUGA